This is a messenger RNA of [Candida] anglica, 1041 nucleotides long. NCBI's taxonomy places the organism in Eukaryota, Fungi, Ascomycota, Pichiomycetes, Serinales, Debaryomycetaceae. The record is from the annotation of a GenBank genome assembly.
AUGCCCACGAAAACUAUUGGUGACCUUCCGCCUCUUAUUGUCGGGGGAGCCGUGUUCAACACGCAAUACAACUCCGACCCUCAUAGCUUGAGUUCCACGGAGAUAUUGGAGGUGGCGUUUGCCAAGGGAUUCAAUGCCAUUGAUACCUCUCCAUACUACGGUCCCUCAGAAGAGAUUUUGGGCGAGGCAUUGAAGAAAAUCAAGGGAAAAUGGGCUCGGGAAACGUACAUGAUUUGUACAAAGGCCGGGAGAGUCAAGUUGAAUGAUUUUGAUUAUUCAAGAGAAGCGGUGAGGAAAUCGGUGUUACGGUCUUUACAAAGAUUGGACACCACAUAUCUUGACUUGGUGUACAUGCAUGACAUUGAGUUUGUGAAUGAACAAGAGAUUUUCGAAGCGUUGAGAGAGCUUAAGCUCUUGAAAGAGGAAGGGUUGGUGUUGAACAUUGGUGUUUCUGGGUACCCAGUGGACUUCUUAUACAAGAUAGCACUUGAAUGCAAACAGGGAGACAUUGGGAGCUUGGAUAUGAUCAUGUCAUACUCCAAUGGAUGUAUCCAGAACGAACUUAUGUUUCAAUAUUACGACGAUUUCUUGACCAAAUGUGGAGUGAAGAAAAUCAUGAAUGGAUCAAUUUUGAGCAUGUCCUUGUUGAGAUCUGAGCCCACCAAGGACUUCCAUCCUGCUCCACGGGCGCUCAAGGACCGGGUCACCCAGGUGGCGACCACCUUGAAGCGCGAGGAUGGAGUUGAAUUGGCCGAUUUGGCCACAAGGUUUGCCUUGAGGAGAUCCUUAUUUGAAUCAAAGACCGCUAAAAAAGGGGAAGAGAAGAAGCAAGAAAAUGGAGCUCUUGUAUGGGACGAAACUUGUUCGAUUGUGUUGGGGGUUUCCAAUGUUGCCGAGCUUGAAGAUGCGAUCUCUAACUUUGAGUUGGUGAGAUCAAACGGUCCUAUCAACCGAGAAGACGACAUUUUGUUCAAAAAAGUUAGAGAAGAAUUGGGCGAGCAUUUCAAUGAGACCUGGGAGAGUGGGAUCAAACAUAAUUAG